UCUGGAUGACAUGAGGUGAAAGGGUCAAAAAUAGCCCUGACUGUGUUUCAGUGUCUUCAUUUGGCUCUGUCAAUCAAAAGCCCAAACAAGAUGGCAGGCUACGGGAGCGGGCUCUUCUUUCUAACAGUUUGUGCUGCCAGCUUGUUUGGGGCCAAAGCAGAAGUCAAAUUAACCAUUCCUGUGGGGAGGUUAUUUACACAUGAGCUGACGAAAGAAACUAUCCAAAGUGACUUGGAACCACUUAGAAAACUCUAUGAUGAAAAGUAUUACAACGACCCUAUUAUAUUUAAGUGCAAACAGCAGAAUUUCCCAGACCUCCCAGAGUGGUUGCGCUUCAUCCAACGGCACCCAAAUGAUAAUGGCUUUCUUUAUGGCACCCCAACCUCCCCUGGAAAAAGUAUUAUUGAGGUCCAUGCAGUCAACAAACGCAGCUAUGACACUGCAAAAGAGACUUUGGUGAUCAAAAUUGUUGAAGGAAAUAUGCUGCCCUAUCAAGCUGAAUUCUUCAUUGCUCUGCGGGAGAUUGAAAGAGUGCUGCCCUCUUCUGUUCAGAAUGAAAUCAAGCAGGACCUGCAGAAGCUGUGGAACACAGAGAGCUUAGAAAUUGUGAACAUGACUAAUGCCCUUGACCGUGGUGGCAGAGUUCCUCUCCCGAUUGCAGGACACUAUGAGGGUGUGUAUGUGAAGGUGGCGUCACACAAGUACUUCUCAGAAUGUCUACUGAGGAUCCUGAAGCCAGAGCACCAAAGGCAGUGUGCAGCAGAACCCAGAGCUAAGGGACCGGGAGGAUGCAAUUUUUGCUCCAUACCCAGCAACUGCAUCACCUGGUGCAAAACAAAACUGUUUGACCUCACCAAGCGGGAGCCGGAGCCACCUGCUCCCUCAAUGGGUUCAGGGAUUUUAGAGGCCGGAGGGGACUUCAAUCCUCCCGAUUCUCCCCCAGGAAGGGACUAUUUCCCGGACUACAUAGUGACAGUGAUUGUGCCCUUGAUUCUUGCCUUUGUCCUCUGUCUGCUGCUGGCCUUCAUCAUGUUUGGAAGACGAGAGGGACUUACAAAGAGGAAUGCAAGGACAGACGAAAUCCAGCUCUACCACCACUAUACCAUUCAUGGUAACACAGAUGAGCUGAGGGGCAUGGCAGGGAGCCGUGGUGUGCCCCCCCCUCUCUCGACGCUGCCCAUGUUUAACAGCCGAACAGGAGAGAGGGCUUCGCCGCUUCAUUCUGACAGCAUUCCUCUCAUCAUGGCCCAACAGGAUCCUUACAGUGACACACUUCCCAGAUGAAGCUGCAUUAACAUCAGCGACGUUGAUCCAUCUUAUGUUGAUGAUGUUUUCUAGAAGUGCCACCAAUCAUGGAUCAUAUAUCACAUGUUUCAGGCUUUAAGUUUUCAAUGGGAUACUUGAUGUGUUUCUUGAUUUGGCUGUAAUCAUGAUUAAAUAAGUUGUGUGCUGUGUAAUAAACCAAUAAACCAUGUGCUGUUUAUCA
Messenger RNA from Oryzias latipes (Japanese medaka), 1486 nucleotides. It is a transcript of the gene sgca, whose product is annotated as sarcoglycan, alpha. Gene Ontology annotation, molecular function: calcium ion binding. The record is from RefSeq and is a predicted model, not a curated record. Gene Ontology annotation, cellular component: sarcoglycan complex; membrane. NCBI's taxonomy places the organism in Eukaryota, Metazoa, Chordata, Actinopteri, Beloniformes, Adrianichthyidae.